UCUUUCUCCACACACACAAAAAACCCUCUCUGUGGUCAAAAUUGAGAAAAUCAGAAUGGUGAAAAAAGGAGGGACGAAGAGGAAGAUUGCGAUUGAGAUGAUACAGAAGAGUGAUUACCUUAGGGUUACUUGCACCAAACGCCGUGAAGGUCUCUUUAGCAAAGCCUCUCAGCUUUGUCUUCUCUCCGAUGCACAAAUCGCUAUCUUAGCGACUCCUCCUUCUUCUGAAUCCAACGUCUCCUUCUACUCCUUCGGUCACUCCUCCGUUGAUACCGUUGUCUCUUCUUUUCUCUCCGGACAACGUCCUGUUCCUGUUCAGGAGGAUACCAAAGAGACGAGGGAGGACGUUGGUAUCUGCUUGUCUCGUAAAAAUCUAGGGUUAGGGUUUUGGUGGAACAACGAGAGCCUUAACAAAUCGGAGAAUCCUCAAGAGAUUAGUGACGCUAUCGAUUCCAUGUGGACGUUGUUGAGUAAUCUCAAGGAAUUGAGUGCGGAGGAGGCUUUGGUUAACGAUCACAAGGACUUGAAGAAGAAUGAGAAGAGCCAUGUUGUUUUACAACACGGAACUCAAGAUCAAACCCUAAAUCUUAAGUCCAACAGUUCUGCAAUUUGUUACGUCCCUGAUGAAUUACCUGCAAAUUUCAACGAGAUUGUUGGAAUCUUACCAAAUUCUUUGAUUAUGCUAGAAAAUAAAAAAUCACAAAUUGAAGAAAGUCUCGCUGUGGUGAAAAUUGAGAAAAUCAGAAUGGUGAAAAAAGGAGGGACGAAGAGGAAGAUUGCCAUUGAGAUGAUACAGAAGAGAGAUUCUCUUAGGGUUACUUGCACCAAACGCCGUGAAGGUCUCUUUAGCAAAGCCUCUCAGCUUUGUCUUCUCUCCGGUGCACAAAUCGCUAUCUUGGCGACUCCUCCUUCUUCCGAAUCCAACGUCUCCUUCUACUCUUUCGGUCACUCCUCCGUUGAUGGCGUUGUCUCUUCUUUUCUCUCCGGACAACGUCCUGUUUCGGCUCCUGUUCCUGAGGAUAACAAAGAGAUGAGGGAGGACGUUGGUGUCUGCCUGACUCGUAAGAAUCUAGGGUUAGGGUUUUGGUGGAAUAACGAGAGCCUUGCCAGAUCGGAGAAUCCUCAAGAGCUUAGUGACGCUAUCGAUUCCAUGUGGACGUUGUUGAGUAGUCUCAAGGAAUUGCGUGCCGAGGAAGCUUUCGUCAAUGAUCACGAGGACUUGAAGAAGAACGAGAAGAGCGAUGUUGUUUUACAUCACGCAACUGAAGAUGAUCAACCCCUAAAUCUUCAGUCCACUUCUGCAAUUGGUUGCAUCCCUGAUGAUUUACCACAAAAGUUCAACGAGAUCACUCAAGAGCCAGAUCAAACCCUAGAUAUUCAGUCUAGUAGUUCUGAAAUUUGUUGCGUCCCUGAUGAAUCACCUGCAACUUUCAACGAGAUCACAGAAGAACAAGAUCAGAUUCUCUCGAUUUGUGAAAGUUUUUGUGUUACGGACAACAACAACAACACCAACAAUGCUUUACCUGAAGUAAACUUGGAUUAUGAUCAAGACAUGGAUAUUGAUCAACUCAUUGAUUUCGAUACGCCUUUUGAAAGCUCCCUCGAUGAUUGGUUUUCGGAAAACACUCAUCAGGAGACUACUACUGCAAGUCUUUUGACCAAUUCUGAAGCUGAUGAUGAUCAUGUCUCGGUGGAUCCAAAUCUGUUUUCUGAUUUUGAGGGCCUUGAAGAUGGAGAUUUUUUUUUCCAGAGAUGUUUAGAUGAUGAUGAUCGACGAUUCUCUGUGUUUUUCCACGACUUUGCAAACACUAUUGCAGCACUUUGAAGAUAAUCUCUCUGCAUUUUUCAAAUUAACUUCUAAUUACUUCUUUAUAUGUAUGUAUUUUUUAUGUAUGUGUUGAUUCGGUUAAAUUUGGUUAGAGAUAUGUCUUCUAAAUGUAAUGAAUGAAGGGUCUGGUUUGAUCUCGAUCAGUUUCCAUAUAUGCGGGAAAUUGAUCGAACUCAAACUGGUUCUGCUUCAGUUUGGUUUAUUGAUAAAUAUUUGUGUUCUGUUUCUAUGCUUUGUAUUUGUAGUUUCAUGUCCAGAGUCAUGUUUAUUGAUAUAAAUCUACUCAGAUAAGAAAAGGAAAAUAUCUUU
Arabidopsis arenosa is the source of this 2137-nucleotide messenger RNA. NCBI's taxonomy places the organism in Eukaryota, Viridiplantae, Streptophyta, Magnoliopsida, Brassicales, Brassicaceae. The record is from the annotation of a GenBank genome assembly.